AUGCAGCUACUUCGAAGCGCUUGGCGCAAGUCGCGCAGUGUGCGGGCCAACGAAGGGCAUGAGGAGCUGCAAGAGGUGCUGCAGAAGAUGCGUGGGCUUGGUCUGCGCGGCGUCACACUCGAGCAGUUUCAAGAGUCACCAUUGGUGGCCAAACUUCGCUCGCCGAUGCAGUUUCACGGUCUGGGGAAUCUAAUCUACACCAACGCUGCUGACAACGAGCAAGAGGUGCAGAAGGCGCUGCAUGUGUGGAAAAUUGCAAUGGACCAGGGAAGUGACAAAGCCAAGUACAGCUACGCGCUGUGCUUGAAGAAAGGCACCGGUUUCCCUAAAAAGGACGUGACCGGUGCAACGAGGCUUUUUAAAGAGCUAGCUGCUGCAGGGCAUGGGUGGGGUGCGUUUGCGUACGCUGACGCCCUGUGUAGCGGUAAAGGCACGCGCAAGAACGAGAAGAAAGCUUUUGAGCUGUACAAACAGUGUGCUGAGGUGGGCAUCUUGCCGGCUUACAUGAACGUCUGCAAUAUGUACACUUACGGGACAGGGACAGAGAAGAACGAGGUGGAGGCUUUGAGGUGGUUAACAAAGGCAGCGGAAGCGGGCGAUCCGACUGCAAAAUCCCGAUUGGGUGAGUACUACCUGCACGGUACAGGCGGCGUGAACGAGGAUCGGGCCCGCGCUGUGCAAUACUGGAAAGAGGCAGCAGCUGCGGACAUCGUCAUGGCACAGUACAACUUGGGCCACCUAUUCCUUGCUGGCGAUGGCGUACCACAAGACUCGUUACAAGCGGAGGCUCUUUUCCGCGCAGCUGCCGAGAAAGGGUUUGUGAUGGCUAUGGUGAACCUCGCGCAGAUGUACCGCACUGGCUAUGGAAAGGUGCCUAAGGAUCUGGACACAGCGCGCAAGUGGUUAGAGCUGGCUGCGCCACAUGAUCCGAAUGCCAAAGAUCUGUUGAAGGCGAUGACAGAAUCGACUAUUGUCAAAACGUAA
Molecule: messenger RNA, 984 nt
Organism: Hyaloperonospora brassicae
Lineage: Eukaryota; Oomycota; Peronosporomycetes; Peronosporales; Peronosporaceae
Source: the annotation of a GenBank genome assembly